AUGAAUAAGAACAACAAGCCAGCUAUCUCAUUCUUAUUCCUCUCUUUGUUACUUCUAGUCUCGGCUGUUGCAGAAACAGCCGGGGCAGAAGUGGAAUACGUCAAGGACACAAACGGACACCCAAUUCAGAGACAAACCCAAUAUUUCAUCGAACCAGCUUCACACAAAAAAGGAGGCGUUCUUGUCCCAGCUGCAAGCAUUGACUUAGAUCAUUUGUGUCCACUAAGUAUUGUCCGCACACUCCUUCUUCCUUAUCAACCAGGGCUACCUAUUACUUUCUCUACUCCAUUCUUGGACAGAGGCAAUAAUGUAUCGACAAACACCAACCUAACCAUCGCUUUCGAGUCGCCGAUCUGGCCAUGUCCUUCCUCAAAGAUAUGGAAAGUCGAUUCCUCCUCGUUGAGUUCCAAUAAUCUCUAUGUAACCACUGGUGGUAACCCUAACAGGAAAGAUAGCUUUUUUAGGAUUCAGAAAUAUGGAAAUGAACAAAACACUUACAAGCUCGUUCAUUACCAGAGUUACUCGGUUAUAAACGGUAAUAAGAGUGUUGGUGCCACCACCAGCUUUUACGGUGCACCCAUACUUGUUCUUAACGUUGAUGAUGAUGAUGAUAACAUUAAUGUCCUUCCGGUUAAGUUCCGUAAGGUUGAGACAUCCACGGAGAAUGUGUUUCAGAAAUCGAGUCUCAUGAGACUGGUGUUUAGUAAGUUGUUUUAUGGAAAUUAA
Eutrema salsugineum is the source of this 726-nucleotide messenger RNA. RefSeq names its product cysteine protease inhibitor WSCP. The transcript has a single exon. Lineage: Eukaryota; Viridiplantae; Streptophyta; Magnoliopsida; Brassicales; Brassicaceae. Bases 1 to 726 code for a protein of 241 amino acids. Gene Ontology annotation, molecular function: endopeptidase inhibitor activity. The record is from RefSeq and is a predicted model, not a curated record.